AUGCCUGCGCUCGACGCCGCACACCCGCCGCUCCUGCUCGGCCUCUCGCUCAAGCACCUCUCGCUCCUCAUCCUCGUCGUCCAAAACACCGCUCUCGGCGUUGUCAUGCACCACUCGCGAGUCUCGGCACCCAUCGGCCACGCCUAUUUUUUCCCCACCGCCGUCCUCCUCACCGAGCUCUUCAAGUGCAUCAUCUCGUUUGCCUUCGCGCUCGUCUCGUCGCCCGACCGCGAGUCGACGCCAGCCCAGCACGCCACCUCCUACCUCCCCAUCUCGCACCGCCAGCACGACCGCGAGAAGCCCGUGCCCAGGAGCCCCUCGCGCCGCCACCGCAAACCUUCGCUCCACGAGAUCCGCUCGCCCCUCGCACCCUCCUCGUCGUCGUUGCUGUCGCCGGGCCUCCGACCCCGGACGCUCUCGGCCGUCGUCGACGACCUCUUCGGCCACGACUGCUGGAAGCUCGCCAUCCCGGCCCUCCUCUACGUGCUCCAAAACAACCUCCAGUUUGUCGCCGUAUCCAACCUCGAGCCGCCCGUCUUCAUCUGCGCCUAUCAGCUCAAGAUCCUCACCACCGCCCUCUUCAGCAUCCUCCUCCUGCGCAAGCGCCUCGGCGCCUGGCAGUGGGCCUCGCUCGCCAUGCUCGCCCUCGGCGUCGCCGUGGUGCAGCUCCAGAGCCAGUCGGUCUCUGGCCUCGUCCCCUUUGAGGUCCAGUCGCACGGCUACGGCCACAUCUCGGCUGGGCCCGCCGCCAACCUGCCACCCCCGCCUCCUCCUCCGCCCUUUGACGCCCACGGCGCACCUCCCCCCGACCGCUACCCAUCGCUCCGCUACACAGACGACGACGACGACGACGACAGCAGCAGCAGCAGCGGCGGGCGCGGCAUCGGGCUUGGCAUGGGCAGCGGCAUGGGCAGCGGCGUCAAGGUGGGCAGCGGCAUGAUGGGCUCGUCGAUGUUUGUCGACUCAUCGUCGAGGCCACGCGACCGGCUGCGACAGCAGCAGCAGCCUCCGUCGUCGCCAUCGUUUGACACGACGCGCAUCUCGAUGAGCAUGGAGGAGAGCACGCGCGCGUCGCACGCCCCCUCGCCCGUCAAGGGCUUCCUCGCCGUGCUGGCGGCGUGCCUCACGUCGGGCCUGGCGGGCGUCUACUUUGAGAUGGUGCUCAAGACGUCGGCGUGCGACCUGUGGACGCGCAACGUCCAGCUGUCGGCCUUUAGCCUGGUCCCGGCGUCGCUGCCCGUGCUCGCCCACGCGCUGCGCUACGGUGCGGCGGCGCCCUUCCGCCACUUUGGCACCAGCGCCGUGGCCACCGUGGCGCUCCAGGUGACGGGCGGCCUGGCCGUCGCCCUCGUCAUCAAGCACGCCGACAACAUCCUCAAGGGCUUCGCCGUCAGCUUCAGCAUCCUCCUCAGCUUUGCCAUCUCGGUCCUCUUUUACCGCUUCGCCCUCACCGGCGGCUUUGUCGUCGGCGCCCUCCUCGUCAUCCUCAGCACCGUCUCGUACUCGAAAAAGGGCGGCAACAGCGGCGGCGCCGGCGGGAGCGAAGGUGGAAGCGGCACUGCGGCGGGCCUCGUCAUCGUCCCGGCCCAGGAGCGGCACUGGGAGACGAGGGGCAGCGGCAGGACGGAGCAGGAUCGGAGCAUGGGCCUGAGGAUAGACAUUGGCGGAUGA
This is a messenger RNA of Pseudozyma flocculosa PF-1, 1671 nucleotides long. RefSeq lists its product as uncharacterized. Lineage: Eukaryota; Fungi; Basidiomycota; Ustilaginomycetes; Ustilaginales; Ustilaginaceae. The record is from RefSeq and is a predicted model, not a curated record. The transcript has a single exon. Gene Ontology annotation, biological process: pyrimidine nucleotide-sugar transmembrane transport. Gene Ontology annotation, cellular component: Golgi membrane. Gene Ontology annotation, molecular function: UDP-galactose transmembrane transporter activity. The coding region runs from base 1 to 1671 and encodes 556 amino acids.